Chlorella variabilis is the source of this 2553-nucleotide messenger RNA. RefSeq lists its product as hypothetical. The record is from RefSeq and is a predicted model, not a curated record. The transcript is spliced from 15 exons. Lineage: Eukaryota; Viridiplantae; Chlorophyta; Trebouxiophyceae; Chlorellales; Chlorellaceae. The coding region runs from base 1 to 2553 and encodes 850 amino acids.
AUGCUGGUGCUGGUCACCAGCAGCUGGUGCGGCUCGCAGCGCCUGCGCCCACCGCGCUGGCGGCUGCUGGCUCCUCCAAGGCAGGCCGCGCAGGCCGCUCCCGACAUCCUUAGCGUACUCCAAAUGGCUGCUCGCGCCCCUCGCCAAGCCCAGGGCCAGGAGCCCGCCGCCAUCACGAUCAGCUCGCUGGGCGACGACCUGCUGGCCAAGUGCUUCUCCCCGCUGCAGCAGAAGGACCUGCUGUCCAGGGCGGCCCUGGUGUGGCGUCGCUGGUACGAGUGUGUUGAUGCUGCAUGGCCAGCAGCCGUCACCGCCACGAUCGGCUCGCUCAGCGACGACCUGCUGGCCCAGUGCUUCUCCCCGCUGGACCAGGCGGAUCUCGCCAUCUCCGCCGGCAGCCUGGAGCGCCUGAAGCUGUACCUAUACGGCUGCAGCUACACGCUUGGAAGCUGGACCGCCACAGCGCACCGCCUGCAAGAGCUGCACCUUGACACGUAUACCAUGACAGCUUGGAUCCCCCUUGACGGCCUGACCUCGUUGCAGCGUCUGCUUCUGGACGCCGAGGAGUGGCAGCUGGGCGCCGCCGUGGCCGCUCUCACCAACCUGCGCAGCCUUACGCUGGAUCGUGUAGCUUACAGGACAGGCAUGGCCAGCCUGACGCGGCUCAGCUCGCUCCAGCACGCAGCGUUUUGGUCAUGUGAGCUGCCAGACAGCCUAGCGGAGCUGACGGGACUGCAGGUACUGGACAUCUCCGAUCCCCGUGGCGAGGAUGCCGAUGUGGCUGCCAGCCUGGACGCCGCCCUGCCCCGUCUCACCCAGCUGACGGGGCUGUGGCUGCAGUUCCUUCCAGCAGCAGCAGUUGCGCCGGCAUCCCUAGCCGCCCUGAGCCGCCUGGACUGGCUCUACCUGCGCCCUGGGACACCGCGACAGCGGGAGGCUGCAGCCGAGGCUGCGCUGCCGCUGGGCCCCUGGCAGCGCAGUCUGCGGCACCUGGUGACAACAUUUCCGCUGGCGCAGCGCAGCCUGCCCUUCCUGAGCGGCGCAGAGCAGCUGCAGCGCAUCAGCUUCCUGGAGCCGCCUGAACUGCAGCCUGGGGCUGAGGAGCAGUGGCGCGCCUUUUGGCGCUGGGCGGAGAAGCAUGCGCCCCUGCGCAACGCCUCCAUCAUGCCACACCGGGUUUCCAUCGACUCCUUGGACAAUGACCUGCUUGAGAAAACGUUCGCCCGCAUCGAUGUUCUGCCGAGGAUCAAGGUGCUGCCGCUGGUGUGCCGCCGCUUCUACGCCGUGCUCCAGCGCCCCGGCGACUGCUGGCGGUGCGUGGGCUUCACGGCGCCGCGCGGCCUGGCCGCGGUGGGCGGCGUCGCCGACGGGCAGCGCCAGCGCCUGCUGCGCUUCCUGUCCUGGGCCCUGCCCCGCGCCCCAGGCAUUCACGACCUGCGCAUAGACUUCUUCCUCCACUUUUUCAACACCGACGACCAAGAGAUUGCGUGGCAGAGCAGCACGCGGGAGCUGCUGGGCGCUGCGGCGGGCAGCCUGCGCCACCUGGAGCUCAGAGCGCACGGGGACCUUGCCCUGGGAGCGGUGCUGCCGCGGGCGGCGCAGGCGCGUAUGACGGCGCUCACCGAGCUGCAGCUGCUGUCGGGGGAGAGCAUGUCAGGCGCGCGGCAGUCGAGCGGCCCGCGCAUCCAUCUGGCGGGGCUGACCGCGCUGCAGCGCCUCAACGUGGUGCUCGACUCGGCCUACCCAGAUGCCUUUGCUGAGUCGGCGGGCCCGCCCUCCAGCCUGCCCACCAGCCUGACAUGGCUGGGGCUGAACCCCGCCCCGCUGGACGCCGGCGCCGACUACUCCAACCGCAUCCCCGAGUGCGUGCUGGCGCUGCCAGGCCUGCUCUUCCUGGAUGUGUCGGAGAGCACCAACCUGGGGGGCCUGGAUGCCGCGCUGCCGCAGCUGACCACCCUGACGGGGCUGGCGCUGGACCACACCUGCCUGGACCAGCUGCCGGCGGAGCUGUCGCUGCUGCGCCGCCUGCGCCUGCUGUCGCUGCACGGCUGCCUGGACCCGGAGGCCUUCCAGCCCGCCGACUACUCGCCGCUGGGCCCGCUGAGCGAGCUGCACGUGCUGAGCCUGUCGGAGUGCAGCUGCCUGCCGGCGCUGCCGGGCGAGGUGGCGGGCCUCACGCAGCUCAAGGCCCUUCACCUGGAGAAGUCAAACCUGGAUGCCCUGCCAGACGGCCUGCACCUGCCGCACCUACUGAUGCUCAGGUGGCUCAUGCUGGGCAACAUGUACUGGCCGGAGGAGGAGGCGGGCGAGGUGCUAGGCGCCGCCCCCGCUACCGCGGCCGCCGCGGUGGCGCAGAGCCUGCAGCGCUGCCCGGCGCUGCGAUCCGUGACGCUGCUGAUGUAUCCGGCGGCGGCGAUCUCGCUGGGCACGGCGGAGCUGAUGCUGCGCCUGCCGCGCAGCUGCCCGCGGCUGCAGCUGCAGGCGCUGGACGCCGCCUCCUUCUUCCUCACCGACAGCGAGCAGAUGGCGGCCGUGGGGGAGGGAGGCGGCUGA